This is a messenger RNA of Solenopsis invicta (red fire ant), 8368 nucleotides long. RefSeq names its product protein FAM214A (gene atos). The record is from RefSeq and is a predicted model, not a curated record. Lineage: Eukaryota; Metazoa; Arthropoda; Insecta; Hymenoptera; Formicidae. The transcript has 9 exons. The coding region runs from base 409 to 4485 and encodes 1358 amino acids.
CUUUGCGCGUCUGGUCUCGCGGGGUCAGGCCAGUUGGCAACAGACCAUCGAGCGGGUCGCGUGCGCGAGUCCGCGGCCGCGUUGUUCUCCCUUUCCCGUCGUCACCCCUCGAUCGUCCCGUCUGUUCCGUUUCUCUUUUCUCUCUCUCUCUCUCUUUUUCUCUCUAUCUCGGAGCGUUUCUCGGUCUCUGGCGUUUACGCGUCGCAGCGGCUGCCCGCUGCUGGAGUAAGCGCGUCGUCCCUCCCGUGCGAGGAGCCAGGAGGAGAUUGUCGUUGUCAUCAUCAGCACUACGCUGCGCCGACCGUCGGCUGCCAUGGGGCCCGUCGACGGGAUCAUUUGACCCACGGGAACGACUCCAGGCUCGUCGGUGGGAUCGUGAGCAGACUCGCGUGAGCGCUACGAAUCGGCAUGCACUGCCUAGGUGCGGUGACGGGAGGAGGCACCUCCAGCCCGAACGGGGCUGGCGGUCGGGGUGGUAUUCUUAGUGUGUUUCGAGCCCUUGGAGUCCUUGUGUGCGAAGGGAGAAUCCAGGGCCCUCCGCGUGGCUACAAAGAGGGCCCACACUGCGCACCGCCUAUGCAGGCGGUUCCAAACGACCACGUGUGCGAGGAGAACAACUAUCUGUGCAAUCGAUAUCGAGUACUAAUUCAGGAGAUCACGGAACGCCUCACUAUUGGAUCGUACCUGUGCGUGGAGGUGCUUUUGUGCAGCGAUUGUCCGUGUGGUUUGACAAAGUCCACCUGCAAAUAUCCCGUAUAUCCCGUGCCGUCCUUACCUAUUUCACCAUGGCAGAAAUGUGCUUCGGAAAUGUUACUGGAGUAUUGGUGUAUCUGCGUUGUUCCGAGCAAAAGUCAAGAACCAAUGAAUUUUCAAGGAUUAUAUCAAGCAGUGCGUUCGCGGUUACACUUCAGCCAGGUUGCAGCGUGGUGGUCACGCAGCAACGGCACGGAACCGAGCUACAUCACCACCCGGAUCGUAUCGCACAACGAGGAUAAUCUUAGCAAGUUCCGAGAGACGUUUGUGGAGCAUACCUUCCCUUUGGCUGGUAAUGGUGACGGAAAUUCCAUCAAAGUAACUAUGUGGGCACUGCCGCGGAUGGAGGAAGUGCCCAUACUUACGUGUUCAUUGCAUCCGAAAAAGGAAAAGGAUGAAGAGGAUAUUGCGAGGGCGUUAACGCCCACCAAGAGCAACCCAAUGGGAUCCGGCAGCGCACAAAAUCCAGAAGGUCUCGUCUUACCUGUUCUCGUGGACGACAGACUGCAAACUACUUGUAACAAAUCUGGAAAGCAUGACUGUCGUUGCGAAGAGGAAGACGCAUCUCCUCUAUCGCCUACCAUCAGAUCUAAUGGUGAACGGAAACGUCGACGAUCGCUUCCCUGUGGCCCGGCGGAGAAUCUUUGCGUGACUUUGCAACCGGCACCGUUGCCGUCCGUUCAAGAACACGAUUUAUUACAAGAGAUAAGGGACAACACCAAUCCGAGAGGCUCUGCCGAAAUGAUAAACAACCGUAGCGUCAUGAGAACUACUCAAACUAAAUUAGAAAACAAGAACGAAGUGAGGACUCAUAACAACCGGAACUCAGAUCUCGAACGCUAUUUCAAGAUGCAUCUUAAAAUUGAAGAACUUGAGGGUAACUUAGAGAAACGCUGCAAGCAUACGAUGACAGAAGUCACCAAGGAGAUUGCCAAUUCAAAGAUCGAGGAAGGCUACAAUAAUUCCGCUAAAAAUUCGACUAAUCUCGGAAGAGAGCCCGGUAGCUCCUCUGAUAUCAUAUCUACGGCAAAGAGUGGUGGAAUAUUGCACAAUCUCAGUCCUUUCGCUCCCACAAGUUGGUCCUUCGUCUCCUCUUGGCAAAAUAGCAAUAUGAAUAGUAAGUUUCAAAGCUUUCGCAGUACAAAAGAAGCUCGUUUCAACGAGUCCGAAAAAAAUUACAAGCCGCCGAUUGUUACAUCCAAUUACGCUUCAAUGAAUCCCUACGCUCAGCCCAAUCCCUUUCACGAGUCAAAUCCUGGACCUUCAACGCAUAAAUGGAUGCAAAAAACGUUGGACAAUUCCGCUUGCAUCGUACAUCAAAGUUAUCCCAAAAAUAGCCAUAAGAUCGUCGCAGAGGCGCAAGUAUCGGCUGGUCAAGACGCAUUGGAGAUUAACAAGGAAGAUAGUACUGUUAAAAGUAGUCAGAGAAAAAUUGGAAAGUCGGAUUUAAAUCAAUUAAUGUGGAAACUGUCGGUUCCGGAUGAGAAAGAAAAGAGGGAAGAAGGAGGAUUACUAGAUUGGUUUAGCAAAGUACCUGGAAGAGUUCUGGGUGUUGCGGCAACGAAGGGCUACGUUGAUAGCAACAAGAUGAAGAAUGAAAGCCUGAAACAGCCAGAGCAUCCGGGUACGGGGCAGCAGGGUUCUAACGAGAUCAAGUUCAAGAAUCUCGAAUUGAGCCAACGGGAGGUCAACGAAGUGUUAGCGGUAUUGCGAGCGAGGACCCCGUCGGGACGUAGGAGGACCACCGUUAAGAAUGUGAGAAAACGCGGAGAGCGAUCUGAAAGGGGCAGCGAUGACGCGACGGAAAAAAUUACAACAAAAUGCACGAGUUGGGAGGAUGGUAUAGUUCGGAGUAAUUCGAUAAAUCGCCACGUUGGAACGGUUCGUACGUUUAAAUCUUGCGAUGAUUGUAGUCGUGGGCUGUGCAAAAAAAUAGAUCAUCAGGUACCGGAAGAGCAGCCAAGUCCUCUCGACCGGAUCUAUUAUGACAAGAAUGUUUAUCGGCCCGCAUGCUCGAAACUUGCCGAAAGCACCAAAUUAAAUGAGAAUGCGCAAGCGAAAGUACACGCGAGCGAGGAUGCGGACCGUUUGCAAAAUGUUUCUACCAAAGCUGACGUGCUUCUCGGAGCCAUUCUACGGACCAGCAAAGACCGAAAAGACAUGUCGGAUAUCUCAUCAAACGGGACCAGACCGAGGUCGACGUGUAACAUUGACGAUGACAGUAGCGACGACGAUUCUCACUUUUCGAGCAUUGAUAAACUCGAUCAGCAGGACCAUACGACCAACGACGAGAAAUCCAUGCCAUUGAAUAAGAGAUUCAAUCGGUUCCGACAGAUGUUUAAGAAAGAGGUGGACAAGAGAAUCGCUUUGAUAGCGGAGGAGAGUUCCUCUUCGUCGGAUUCCUCACAGAGUCCGAUGCGAUCGCAACGCUUCAAUACGUCAUUUCGCUGUAACAACGAACAACCAAAUCUGCAUAGCGCAAGGUAUAGCAAGACAAGACGGCGAAUUGAUUUUGCAAACUUCCCAGAGGCUAUCGAAGAGAAAGAGGAUGCUGCGACGUUCAGUACAAAAGACGCACAUCAAAAGCCACGUAGUAUGCAUAGUACAAAUAAUAAUGAUCGCGAGUGCGAUUCCGAGGGCCUAAACAACCAGCAGAAUCAUUGCGACAGGCGGCUACUCGAAGAUACGAAGGAACCUUUUAAGAAUAAAGAGCAGGACGAGAAUGCAAAGGACAUCGCUGCUCUUCAGAUGAGCAAUUUGAUUACUCCAAUUAUUCCGCAAAGCGGACAUUCGUCUUCCAAGCUACGAAGCAACAAUCACAAGGACAGUAUCGCGGAGACAGGAGACGACGAAACUGUCGACAAGAGCGUGCCGUCCGCGCUCGAGCAGGAGAGAUUCCGCAGAUCCUUGGAGAACGCAGCAUCGAUGGUAUUCCAUAGCAGGACUGGCUUGCCGUUGACCUCUAGUCCAGCACCGUUGAGAAGGGGUAGCUGUUGCUUCGACUACGACAGCAGCUUGAAUUCCGUCUCUUCCAAAAGAAACGCGCUGUUCGAAUUAAAUACACCACCGAGUCCGGGCGCAGUCUCGCUGGAAGAAACUGAUCGUGAUGCGGAAAACGUCGGUGAAGGCGAGGAGACACCCAAAAGACGUUCCAGCUCCCGUCAUCGACCGCAGAGUCACGCUCUUCUAGGCAGCUUCGAGGAAUCGGCGUUGAACGGUAGACUCGAACCGGUGUCCACGGUUCAUGGUUUCACAGCGGAACUCGGGGCCAGCGGUUCCUUCUGCCCAAAACACCAGAAGCUUCCAGUCACUGUGUUCUUCUACACACUUGGUGACAACGAUAAAGUCUCCACACCAUACCUUGCUCACAUUAAUCUUGAGAAAAAGGGUUAUCAAGUACCAAGAAGUGGCACCGUUCAAGUAACUUUACUGAAUCCGUUGGGUACCGUCGUUAAGAUGUUCGUAGUACUGUACGAUCUUACCGAUAUGCCGCCGCGAUCUCAUACUUUUUUACGUCAAAGAACACUGCGGGACAAAACACUACGCUACCUCGUUCACCUUAGAUUUAUGUCCAGCAAAUCAGGUCGAAUUUACCUGCAUACGGACAUCCGUAUGAUCAUCUGUCGGAAGUCGGACGUGGACACGGCGUCGGACUUGGGCUCGGAACCGCCGAAAGAACUCAGGAGUUACAUCCACGGUCCUACAAAUCCGAAAUUUUCGCCAAGGUGCUGAGCCACGUGGUACUUUCCAUGGGGCUGCUGCCAAUCGUUCCGCCCGCCCAGUCCUCUUCAAGUCGAACUGUGAUCGACAAAUGAUCGAAUAAGAUCAAAUUAGAAAUCAAUUUUUGUUCUUUUAACCCUUUGCGGUUAACGAUAUAGACAAGUACAAUUUGUUGUGCUAGUUUUAAAAAACAAUGAAUGUUCAUAUUGUUUAUUAUAAUUACUCAUUGGCACAAUAGUAGAAACAAGUUAUUAUGUUAAUUAAUUGUAAUAAUACUAAGCUAAUGUAACUCUGAAGAUCAUGAUAAAACAUUAUUUAUUUCUAAAUUAUUUUCGCAAAGGGUUAGAAGGCGAUUGAGAAUCGAAAAAGCUCGAGGAUACAAUGAGAGGAAUUUGAAAGAUUACGAAUGAAUUUAACCACUCAUGUUGGAAUAACAAUUCGGAAUAUACUUCUUCUUCUUUUCUUUAUGGAAAAAGUUAUAAGUUCAGGUUUUUUGCGUUGGCCGGCACAAAAUUAAAUUAAAAUUAACUCUUCAAUUUUGGCAAUUCCAACACGAAUGGUUUGUAAAUUGACUUGAAAUUGCGAUUAUACUCCUGGUCUCAUUUUGAUCCGUGGUUGCAGUCUAGAAGCUGAAGAUAGAUACAAUAGGAUAAGUUCGCGCAGUUUUUCAUUUUUAAUUUGUUUUUGUAUUAUAAUAUAUAUACAUAUAUUAUAUGUGAUAUAUAUACAUAUAUAUUUAUAUUUAUAUAUAUCUGUAUAAUUCGAAAAUUCGAUUAAAUUAAACCGAUUAGUCUUUCAAUUUUCGAUCUAGCGUAUAGUAACCAUGAAAAUGAAAAAUCAAUCGACUUAAAACUCGCAUUAGGAAUUUAUUUUGAAAUUUUCUGUCCUGUGCGUCUAUUGUAAUUACUGUUGGUAGUACAUGUAUCGAUAAUAAUUUCAUUUAAGGAGUUCAUCGCAAGUUGGACGAUCUCGUUGAGAGGCCAUUUUUCUCAACUUAUUGCUGUAAAUAUAGUCACGCGUAGAGAGUAAGUUGAGUAAGAAUUUUUAAGCAGGAUGAUAUAUAUAUAUAUAUAUAUAUAUAUAUAUAUAUAUAUAUAUAUAUGUAUAUGUAUAUGUAUAUGUAUAUAUAUAUAUAUAUAUAUAUAUAUGUAUAUGUAUAUGUAUAUAUAUAUACUGCCAUUGUGUGUGUGUGUGUGUAGCACUCUACGUUUAAUUGAAAAAAAAAGUGAUAUGAGCGUGGAAAAACAUUGACGAAUUCGGUCUCGCGUUCCGAUGGAGUUAUUAAAUCGAGAAAGAUCAAAAACGUGUUGUGAUCUAACUGUACGUGCAAUGGAAAGUACAAAGUUUAUUCGUGCGUUACCUUGUGUGUUUCUACAGCGAAUCAUUGUAAUUUCCAAUGAGGAGAAAAAAAAACCCGAGAAAAAGAAAUCAAAAGUUCUUUUCCCGGAAAACAAAAUGUGAUUUUUGUGAUUUGCGUGAUUGUGAUUUGUUUCUCUUUCCUCCUUGCGAUUCAACGAGCGCGAGAAUGAACGCGAACGACCGAAACUCGUGAGUUUUUCCCGGGAGUAAAAAAAAAUGAUUAUUUACACAUAUAUAUGUAUAUAUACAUAAACCAGAACACAAUCUUUGUGUCCGUAGCACUGUGAUGAAUAUUUUGAUAGACUAUAAAAAAAAAGAGUAAUUAUUAUUAUAGAAUAACUAUUUCUGACUAGCAGACACGUCAUAGAUUUAAUCGAUUCUACUAAUACGUCGUGCGAGAAAAUAUAAUCGUGCGUAAUUUACUAACUAGAUGCAAGGUUGAUAAUGCCCGUUUUAAAGUAAACGAACGUGACAAUUCGCGUUUUCCUUUAUUUUUCUAAAGAUGUGCGCCACGUAAAUCAACGCGGAAGAAUCACGCGAAUGAUUAGGAAAGCCUUAUCUUUGGUCUUUCAUCAGCGAAUAUUUUAUCUGUUACUUACAAGGAUGCUCAUGACGCGCGAAUCUUCAGGUCUUUCUUUUUUUCUUCGGGAACAGUUAAUGUAUUUUUUUUUCGCGAAGAAGGAAACACAAUAUACCUGCAAAUAUAAUCUUUCUGUGUAAAAUGACUUUUGAUUAUGUGUCAAUACAUCAAUGGUUAAAUCUACAAUAAAAUAAGAGAGAAAUUUUUUUAUAAGCCUACAUAAACUUUUGUGAAAUACAUAAUAAUAAUAAUAUACAUAUAUAUAUAAAUAUAUUAAAAAAUUAUAUAUGUAUAUAUAUAUAUUUUUUAAUAAUUUAUAUUAUUAAGAACUUUAAAUAUUGUAGUUUUUUGCGGUUUAUAAAAAUUGCAAUAUUUAAAUUCUUUAUGGAGUUAUUUAUAGAAUCAUAAAUCUACUCUGCUUUAUACGCGCGAAAGAUGAAGGAAGUUCACGUCAUGAGCUUGCUACAUUGAUCGGUGAAUGUUUUAGUUAAUUUUAGAAAGGAGUUUCGCACGAUUAAAGUGAAGUGUCAAAAGUGAGAGAAUAAGGCUUCGUUAUCGUUCGCGUCUUUCUCAUCAUGAAUUAGAGGAAGGCAGCUUUCACUCCUCAAAAAAAAAAAAAAAUUAACUUUGUAGGAUAUCGCGGUAUAUAAACAAGGUCGCUGUACGUAUAAAGAGAGAGAUUAUUUUUAAUCGUUAUUUUCUAGCGGAGCAAUGGAAUAAUCGUAUAUACGCAUAUAGCAAUCAAAAGCAUAAGAAUUGCACAUUUUAAUUUCGGUCACGAGAGAAAUAUUUCGAUGUUCCCUUCGUAUCUGAUUUUAUAUUUGUUCUUAUUUCUUUUUAGAGAAAUAUUCUUCUUACAAAACGAUUUUAAACUCUCCGAUUCUUCUAAAUUUAUUUUUCUUCAGAAUAUACCGAAAUCUUUCACACAGAGAUAUUUAAAAUCUUUUAUCACAGUAUUUAAAAAAAAUUUUAUCUUUAUUCCCCGAGAAAUUUUUUACGAUUAAAAUUUCUCUUUUUUAAUUCAUAACAAACGUUAUGAUACUAUAUAAUUUACGCACUUCUACAUACGUAAAAGUAUCAGUAACAGAGAAAGGAAAUAAAUCUUGAUUCCUUUUCUUGAUUUCUUGUACAAUUGUAAAUUAACUUUCUCAAUUAUUUGCGAUUAUGAAUGAAUCGCGAAUUCGCAGCAAUUGAAUUAUUUCCUGCACAUUUUUCUAUUAAAGCUGAAACGUCGUAUAUUCCGAUGCAAGGAUGAAGAUUAAACUCGUGCACUUUUCCGUAAUUCGCCAGAUCGAUUAGCUAGAUACGUGUCUUUUGAACAGAGAGACGAGUUCCGAAACAUUGUACAGAAUGAUGAGGCGAGAACGAUCGCGCCUCUUGUUUAACGAGAACGACUGUAACCGUUGUUAAAUACAUUUUGUCGAUGUUUUCUUUUUUGAAAAAUAAAGUAGAGUGUCGAGACGAUAAUUAUCAUGGUAAAUCGAUCGUUGAAGUUUAUUCAAAGGACAAAUCCUAGCUCAGAUCCGUAGACAAAAUUGCGAGAGCAACGAGUACCGUAGAGCAUAGUGAAUGGCAUGGAUAUGUAAAUAUAAUAUAAUAUCACUGCCGUGUUCGUUGUAUGUAACUUAUAUAGGGUGGCGUAAAAAAAAAAACUAUCAUCCCGAUGGGUCCUUGCGUCGGCGGCGACAAGAGUUUCGAUUAGCGACAAAGCAACAGCAGAUGUUGGUCGCGCUUUACCAAAGUACAAUAAAGCUCUGCGAGUUCUAGCUCCCGCGCUAUCGACAAGACUCUCGUCGUCGACGAUCAAGACCCUCCUAUUUCUUGCGCCAUCCAGCAACACAGGUGACCACCUCUUACGGCGAUUGUAAUCGAAUUUAGCUGUAUUUUUCUGGCUUGGUCGAGAUCUUGUUAGUAAAGUUUAUCGAAAAGUAUAAAAUACAUCAAACGAUAUGUGCA